AUGAGCGACGCCUCCGCGCGCAUCGCCGCGCGACUGCUGCGCGGAUGGACGCUCACGGCAGAGCGCUGCCCGGUGGCCCGGUGCGGGACGCCGCUGAUGCGCGAGCGCGCGACGGACGCGACGUUUUACUGCGCCGGUGGCGACGCGUCGGUGCGACUCGACGACGUCGAGCACGGCGCGCGGAGCGGCGCGGUGGACGCGUGGGAGGCGGAGAGCGACGAGGACGAGGACGCGCGUGAUCGCGACGGCGCGCGCGCGCGCGAGGUCGGGACGUCGGAGGAGGAGGACGGCGACGCGGACGACGCGAGGUCGCCGUCGGCGCGCGAGGACGCGACGCGCAUCGACGGCGGGAUCGACGGCUUGGUCCUGCGCGACGGCGUCGUGGACGUGUCGGGACGCGUCGCGGAGAAAAUGCUCAUGGGUUGGACGCUGACGAACGAUGUGUGCCCGGUGUCGUCGUGCUCGGCGCCGCUCGUGCGGAACCGGGCGGGCGAAUCGUUUUGCGUUCGCCACGAAAUGUUCGUUCGAAAGGGCGAGAGCGCGACGCGCGCGAUGGGGGCGACGGUUUCGGCGCCAAAACCACCUCCGGGUACGGCGGCCGCGCGCGACGGAAAGAGUCGCGUCGGUAGGCAAUCGCGCGUGGACGACGAAAUCGAGGAGUCGUCGCUCAGGACGCUUCGCGCCCUGGAAGAAAAACUCGCGCAGGCUCGCGGCGCUCUGCGCGAUGAAACCGACGUCGACAAGUGUCGAUCGUGGCUGGCGUUCAUCGAUGAGCUCCACGGCUCCAUGCGCGCGCUUAGCGGCGGGAUUUGA
Molecule: messenger RNA, 813 nt
Organism: Ostreococcus lucimarinus CCE9901
Lineage: Eukaryota; Viridiplantae; Chlorophyta; Mamiellophyceae; Mamiellales; Bathycoccaceae
Exons: 1
Coding region: 1-813 (270 amino acids)
Source: RefSeq, a predicted model, not a curated record